Molecule: messenger RNA, 4011 nt
Organism: Sycon ciliatum
Lineage: Eukaryota; Metazoa; Porifera; Calcarea; Leucosolenida; Sycettidae
Exons: 2
Coding region: 76-3726 (1216 amino acids)
Molecular function (GO): nucleic acid binding; nucleotide binding
Source: RefSeq, a predicted model, not a curated record
GUAUAUAAACCGCAGCUCACACCCGCAACUGUAUCACAGGUUGGUGAAACAGUGCUACCGCUACUCCUUUGAAACAUGAAGCGGAUGCAUAGUUCAAGCGGCGGUGGCGGUGGUGAUAGUGAUGUGGGAGUUGGUGAGGAUGACAGCUCUUCACCCCCAAAAUUGAGAAAAGAAUCCGCACUUACUUUGACUCGUACAGCUCCUCGUGGAUUCUUGAGAGAGUAUAGAGCCAGUUUCCUAGACGAGCAGAAGGACGUUCUUGGCGUUCUCAACGAUCUAUCGCCAGAUCUGUAUGAAACAAUGGUGCACGAGCUAGGCAUCCAGCAGUUCAAAGCUGUACUGGUUCUUUGUGUCACUGUUGAGAAGCCCAAUGCCGCAGGUGCAAUCGUCUACGCCUCUCCAUUUUUCCGAAGCCGGCCUAUGACUGUGUUGAACGUGAGCAACAUUCCAGGUCUACUAACCGCCGCCUUCGACGGGAUCACUGCAAAGGUGGACGCUUGGGUGCAAGGUGGUUCAGGCUGGGCUGUGAGUAAUGUGAAAACUGCACAUCUUGAUAUUUGCAAGUAUCGUCCAAUGCGCAUGUCGUCGUACCUUCCUCUACCUAAAAAGUUAGCUUCGUCAAAGGCCAUCAUCAAUGUGAAGAAUGACGACGAGCAGUGUCUGAAGUGGGCUCUUCUGUCUGCCCUGCAUCCAGCUGUGCAACAUGCAGAACGUGUGAGCAAGUAUGCGCAGUAUGCGCAGAGUCUCAACUUUGACGGUGUAGAGUUCCCUGCAACCAUAGAUGAUGUGUACAGGGUGGAGAAGGCCAACUCGCUGAACAUCAACGUGUUUGCAUUUGAAGAAAACUACAUCAUUCCCAUAAAGUUAUCAGGUAGUGACAAUGCAAUAAAUCUCCUGAUCCUGCAAGAUGAUCUCCUUAGCCAUUACUGCUGGAUAAAGGACUUUAGCGCUCUAUGUGCCAGCCAGACAAAGUCCCAACACAAGAGGUUCUUCUGCAUGCGAUGCCUCUCCGCACAUCGCAGCGAUACCACUCUGAAGAAGCAUCAACUAUACUGCAGCGAUGUGAAGGCAGCGACAGUCCAGAUGCCAAAAGCAGGCGAGCAGCUCAAGUUCACGGAGAUACAGAGGAAGAUGAAAAUGCCGUAUGUGAUCUAUGCCGAUACUGAGUGUCUGCUGAAAGCAACGUCUCCAGAGCGCCAUGGGAAGCAAACUGUUCGUGAAGCUGAACACGUACCAUGUGCAGUAUCGUAUGUCGUCGUACGCUCUGAUGGUGUACUGAAGAACACUUUCACGUUCAGAGGAGAUGAUCCGAUUGAAAAGCUUUUCGAAGAGCUCUCCAAGGAGGAAGAGCGCAUAGAGGAAGACCUGAAGAACAUACGUCCUAUCAUCAUCACGGAUGAUGAAGAGGUGCAGUUCCGCAAUGCCACAGAGUGCUGGAUCUGUGGCAAGAAACUGAAGGGUGCUGAUCGAGUGCGCGACCACGACCACCUCACCGGACUGUACAGAGGAGCUGCACACAACGCCUGCAAUUUGAAGUUCCGCAUCGUGCCAGAGCACCAUCCCAUCCCCGUUGUAUUUCACAACCUGAAAGGGUAUGAUGGACAUCUCCUGAUAUCCAGCAUCGGCCUCACGUCCAUGAACACUGAGGAGUACAUUGACAGACAAGGACGGCGUCGACGCAAGGUGAAGGGGCGCGUUACUGUCAUACCCAACAAUAUGGAGCGGUAUGUGUCAUUCUCGUGGGGGAGAUUCCGAUUUAUUGACAGUCUUUCCUUUCUGAACGCAUCGCUGGACAAGCUAGUGAGCAACACGCCUCGCGACUCGUUCUUUCAUCUCAAGUCCCUGGCUUCGUCGUACAGCAACAACGCCCCGGGCAGCAGCAGCAGCAGCAGCAGCAGCACCAGCAGCACCAGCAGCAGCAGCAGUGCACCGGGCUCGUCUAGCAAUAACCUGCUGGAUCUCCUGCAUCGCAAAGGUGUCUAUCCCUACGAAUACAUGAACAGCAGCGCUAGGUUUUCCGAGACUGGUCUUCCUGCAAAGGAAGACUUUUACUCACGCCUCUCAGAGUGCCACAUCAGCGAUGAGGACUACUGCCAUGCCCAGCGUGUGUGGACUGCAUUCGGCUGCAGCGACAUGGGCGACUACCAUGAUCUCUACCUGAAGACCGAUGUGCACCUUCUUGCAGAUGUGUUUGAGAAAUUUAGAUGCACUGCAAUGGUCACGUACGAUUUGGACCCGACACACUACUACACCCUGCCUGGAUUCGCGUGGGACGCCCUUCUGAAACAUACAGGAAUUUCGCUCACUCUGCUGGACGACGUGGACAUGCAUCUGUUCGUCGAGCGCGGUCUUCGUGGCGGUGUUACAAUGGCGUCACACCGCCACGCCAGGGCGAACAACAAGUACAUGAGCUCACACGACCCUGAGCAGGCGUCAACAUAUCUUCAAUACCUCGACGCGAACAACCUGUACGGCUGGGCCAUGUCGCAGCACUUGCCGACAUCAAAAUUCCAGUGGUGUGUCCCCAGUGACGAACUCCUGCAGAAGAUCCUCACGCAGCCAGAUGACGCAGACACUGGGUACAUGGUGGAGUGUGAUCUGUCAGUGCCCACAGAGUUCCACGAUCGCCUGAACGACUACCCACCCGCACCGGAGCGUGUAACCAUCACCGAGAGUAUGAUGUCGCCAUACCAGCGCGACUUGAUUGCAGCAGAUCCUGUCUCCGGACUGAGUGCUCCGAAACUGGUCCCGAACCUCAUGCCAAAGCAGCGCUACGUAGCACACUACCGUAACCUCAGGCUGUACAGUCGUCUAGGUCUGAGGAUCGAUGCUGUACACCGCGUGCUCAGUUUCCGCCAAGCUCCGUGGAUGAAGCCCUACAUCCAGCUGAACACGGAGCUUCGGAAGAAGGCGAAGAACGAUUUCGAGAAGGACUUCUUUAAACUCAUGAAUAACGCUGUGUUUGGGAAGACAAUGGAGAAUGUGAGGAGAAGAAUCUCAAUUAGACUGCUGCGUGUGGAAGACGAGGAAGAUACCAUUCUCACAGCUGUGGCCAAGUCCACCUACGUCCGCCAUGUCCUCUUCGACAACGGGCUUGUGGGCGUCGAGAACAGGAAGCUUGCGGUCCACCUGAACAAGCCGGUGUACGUUGGCAUGAGCAUCCUGGAGCUGAGCAAGGAGCUGAUGUACAGAUUUUACUAUGACGAGCUCCAGCCACGCUACGGAGACCGCAUGAGCCUGCUGUACACAGACACGGACUCGCUGGUGCUGCUGUUCCGCACGGAGAACCUCUAUGCGGACAUGAAGAGUAUGGCCGAUCAGUACGACACCAGCAACUUUAGCCCCGACAGUCCUCUGUACAGCGAGAGUAAUAAGAAGGUUGUAGGUAAAUUUAAGGACGAGCUCGGAGGGAAGCUCAUGACAGAGUUCGUGGCGCUCAGAUCCAAAAUGUACGCGUACGAUGGCGAGGAGAGUGGUCAGCGUGCAAAGGGCGUCAAGAGAGCGGUGACGAGAAGAUUCACGAUCGCGGACUACCGUCAGUGUCUGGUCGACAGGACAAGGAUGUCACACGCAAUGACCACCCUGCGCAGCCAUUCGCAUCGUAUCUUCACGGAGACGAUGACCAAGUCGUCUUUGUCGCCGUUCGACAGCAAACGAUACAUCCGAACGGACGGUGUCAGCACACUUGCACAUGGGCACCACCGCAUCGCACUGCUGGAUGACUGAACAAUGAUGGUUGUGGUUGACAAUCACAAUUAUUAGUCACACCCUGUACCAUAUCAAUUCCAUUUGUCUAAUGAGUUACUGAUCUUGAUCUUGAUGAUGAUGAUGAUGAUGAUGAUGUUGAUGUUAUUAUUUUUCUACAUACUACAUAAUUUUGUUUUCUCCAUAACUUAACUAGACUUUUAAUAUAGCUUAACAUAAUUGCGUGAAAUGCAAUCGCACAGUUGAUGAUGUUUACGAUGAUGUCAAUGUUUGAUGUUGAUGUUGAUGAUGAUAAUAAGAAUAAGA